This is a messenger RNA of Exophiala bonariae, 3300 nucleotides long. RefSeq lists its product as uncharacterized. The record is from RefSeq and is a predicted model, not a curated record. Gene Ontology annotation, cellular component: GARP complex. Gene Ontology annotation, biological process: Golgi to vacuole transport; retrograde transport, endosome to Golgi. Gene Ontology annotation, molecular function: syntaxin binding. NCBI's taxonomy places the organism in Eukaryota, Fungi, Ascomycota, Eurotiomycetes, Chaetothyriales, Herpotrichiellaceae. The coding region runs from base 1 to 3300 and encodes 1099 amino acids. The transcript has 2 exons.
AUGGCUUCUCCAGGCAGGUUCAAUUCGCAACAGAAUCUCACCUCUCCUACUGCGGCGUCGCCAACAACAACGCAAUAUCCUUUCCCAGAUGUCUCUGAACGGCAGUACAGUGCCUCGAGAGGCAACGUGCGGCGAGGCUCAACUGCCAGUUCCAUCACGAGCAUUGGAGGAGCCCUUGAUACUGGCUCCUUCAACAGCAGCACGAUCACGGAGAAUAGCCAGAAUGCUAUCUCGACCCUCCUCCAACAUCCCAUCAUGCGGACUGGUUUACAGGCAACUACUACGGUACCCAACGCUGGCUACAAAGCCCCCACACACCGCGACAUCCCCCCGGUAGCAUUGACGAAUAUACCUCACAUAGAAGCCAAAGCGUUUCACCCAUACCUUGCACAAGUUGGCUCACUUUACGAGGCAUUUCAGCGAGCGAAAGCUGAGGGAGACGGGGAACCAUCACUGUUUCAAAGAGACGCAAAGGAACGCAAGAAUGAGGAAUGGGAGGCAAUCCUAAGCAAGAGGCUGCAAAGGCCUGGCCAUUCUCGGGCUGGAUCGGUAGCAUCAACCGUCUCGACCCCAAGUGAACGCCCGCAAGCGAAGAGAAAGCAGAGCAGCCAACGCCGGCAGGCUGCGACGCCCCUGUCUACCAUUCCCUCGGUCUACUCCGAAGAGGAUUUCCAUUUGGAGAAUCCGAGGACUUUUGAUAUUGUCUCAGAACGGUCCGAAAUUGUCAGGGACCCAAACGGCACCCCUAGUGGUAGGAAGUCCUUGGCUACAAAUGCUAUUCUGCAGGAGAAGUUGUCAUGGUAUAUGGACACCGUCGAAGUGCAUCUGAUAAGUUCAAUAUCUACCGCCUCGAAAUCCUUCUUUUCUGCUCUAGGUUCUCUCAGAGAGUUACAUGGAGAGGCCGAAGAAUCGGUCAACAGGAUUCAAAAACUACGGAAGGAUCUCGCGAAACUGGACAAGGAGAUGGCUAUUGAUGGUUUGAAAGUCGUCAACCUCAAACAGAGGCGAGACAAUGUUAGGCAACUUGCAGAAGCAAUUAUGCAACUUGAUGACAUCGUAACAUCUGUUCAGACUUGUGAAAAUAUGAUCGAGCAAGGCGAAAUUGAUACGGCGCUCGAUAACCUGGAUGAGGUUGAAGCAUUGAUGACUGGCCAUCCAAGCCGACUCCGGAUGUCCGAAGAGUCUGAGCGAUAUCCAAGGCGCGAUUUGAGAAGAAUCAAAGCCUUGGAAGGGGCUCUUGAUGAUCUGAAUCAGCUCCGUUUUCGGGCUGGUCGAGGUUACGAAAGCCGUUUUCAUGCCAGUUUGCUCACCGAUAUCAGACGGCACGUGGCGCAGACAGAAACUGGAAUCACGCUCCAGAGAUGGGGCACUGCAUAUACCAGGCCCAAACCAGGCCAAAGGAGGGCCCCGUCUUCGUUCCCAGGCUACAUGAAUAUAGGCCCAGAAUUACGAGUGGAACUCGAGGUGGAAAUGAAGGGCUUGUCCCGCGCAAGGUACACAACUCCAGCCGCAACAACUUUCCGAGCUCUGGUAUUGCGCGAGAUGAAAUCCAUGAUUCGCAAACAGUUACCCGCCUCCAAUGAUGACGACAACGUUUCAACGAUAUCUGCUUCAACGAUGGGGGGUCGCCAUAUGAGCCAGCAAGAGAAGUCCUCAAUCCUGGCCAGAAAUCUGCGUGCUUUGGAUGCAGACGACUGGUAUCAGAUGUUGGCAACAAUUUAUACAAAUAUUAGUGAAGGAUUGCGUAGGCUUAGUGUGCAGGUCAAAAUUCUUCUCGACAUCACGAGCAACUUACCCGAGAACAUGAUCAGAUCACCACCUCGAACUCCAGAUCCCGCUAGUAUUGAUCGUCUGGUGAGUGCAGGAGGUCGACCUCGAGCGACAAGCUCUGUACAGGCAGAGAUGCAACAAGCAUUGGAUUUGUCCAGCCUCUUGGGUGAAGGCGUCGAUCUCGUCCAGGCACAAAUAACGAAAGUGGUCAAAGUUCGGUCACAACAGAAUGCCGAGCUUCCUCUACCAGAGUUUUUAAAAUACUUCACGUUGAACAAGUUGUUCGCCGAUGAAUGUGAGGCCAUCUCUGGUCGAAGUGGGGCUGCACUGAAAACCGUGGUCGAUACUCAAAUCAAGGAUUUCGUUGCUCACUUUGGAGACACUCAGAAGCAUGAAAUUGUCAAAGUCAUGGAUAGCGACAAGUGGGAUGCUAAGGACUUUGGCGACCACGAGAACGAGGUUCUCAAUUUGGUGAUGCAAGGCAGCACUAGUGAUGUUCUAUCAUGGACGGAGAGCACCAUGAUCUGGCAAGCUCCAGCGCAUCCGACAAAAAGCACAAAUGGUGUUGCAACAAAUGGGACUGCAGGCGCUGCUGCCGCGAAGGUCCGCAGUGCCGUUGUGGACGAGCAGAAGUAUAUCUUGCCUGAAUCAGCAUUGGCCAUGCUUCGGUCCAUGGAAACAUUCCAGCAUCUCGCCGCUGGAAUUCCUAGCAUGAGUCACGAAGUCGCAAGUCUACUCCUGGAAAGCCUCAAGUUGUUCAACUCGCGCACAUCUCAACUUAUUCUAGGCGCUGGGGCAACAAGAAGUGCCGGGCUGAAGAAUAUUACAACAAAACAUCUCGCGUUGUCCUCUCAAGCCCUCAGCUUCAUUGUUGCUCUGGUUCCCUAUGUCCGCGAAUUCUUUCGUCGCCAUCUCUCCUCGUCAAAUGCCUCGCAGGUCAUGACAGACUUUGAUAAGGUUAAGCGCCUGUUUCAGGAGCAUCAGCAUGGCAUUCAUGAGAAAUUGGUUGACAUUAUGUCUGGGAGAGCAUCCAUGCAUGUGAAAGCUAUGAAAAAUAUUGAUUGGGAUGAAGCUGCGAAGAAUAAGGCAGUUUCAGUAUCGCCUUAUAUGGAGACCCUCACCAAAGAGACUGGUACCUUACAGAAAGUGCUGGCCAAACAUCUACCAGAACCAGUUGUCGCAGGGAUCAUGAUACCUGUCUUUUCCAGCUAUCGCGACCAGUGGACUAGGGCAUAUCGUGAUGUGCCUCUAAACUCACCCGCAGCCAAAGAAAGACUUCUAGCAGAUGCCGAGUUCUUCAAGGCGAGGCUCAGCAAGAUCGAUGGUGCAGGUGAUAUUGGCGACGAGAUUGUCAAGCUGAUACAAGGAAAACCCGUGACUCAGACUGAGACCACUGCAGCUGAUGCCCCAUCAGCAGUACCAUCAGCGGCACUAACAGGCCCAGCACAACCAACCCAGGCACAGAGCAACGACAACGAAAGCAAGGUCACUCCUCCCGCACAUCCAGCCAAGGAUGGCCAAAAGUCAUAG